Cladocopium goreaui is the source of this 3846-nucleotide messenger RNA. NCBI's taxonomy places the organism in Eukaryota, Dinophyceae, Suessiales, Symbiodiniaceae. The record is from the annotation of a GenBank genome assembly.
AUGGCGUGGAGUACAAGAGCUAUGUCAAGAGUUGUGGAUGGACUUCAAGGUGAGUACCGUGAAGAAGAAGAAGAUCCAGCCCAAGGACAUGGACACGAUCAUGGCAGAGGGCAACAAGUACAUCCGUUCUGGAGCGAAGAGGUGCAAGAGGAACAUCUCCUAGCCCAGGCGAGACCAAGAGGUCUACCAGAUGAGACACUAAGUGAGAACCUGUUGGAACUUGACUUGGAUGAGGACGAGCUGAGGCUGACAUGGCAGAAGGUGGAACUGGCGUGCGGCAAAGGGGUGCCAGCAUGGGGCUACUUGGACUUCAAGGACAUGCUGGACAAGGAAAGGGACGGGGUCUUGGACACGUUCAAGGCUCUAAGGUGGAACAACUCGAUGGACGUCGAGUCCACGAAGGAGGAGAACGGGAUCUUGGACACGUUCAAGGUUCUAAGGUGGAGCACCUUGAUGGACUUCAAGGCCACGGUGGUCGAGUGCGAGGUUCUGAACAAGUUCAUGGCCCUGGACCAGAGCUACCUCCAGCAAAAGUUCGACGUUCUGCAGAAGGUGACAAAGCCGCAGAAGGAAAACAAGGCUCUAAGCAGCAGGGAGCGCGUGCCCCUGAAGAAGGAGGCCGUGGCAGGGACUCUGGAUGGACCAUACUGGAGCACGCCAGUGAACAGAGAUGGAGGCGGACCACUUGCACCUCAGUACAGCGGCAAGAACAUCGACGACGUCGACGCCAGAAGCCAACCCGAAGUUGAAGGCUAUGGGCAACGUCGAGAAAGGCAACAAAGAUGGGACAACCUCGGCGCCUACGACAUCCACAGUAGCACAAGCUUCAACAUCGAGCUCUACGACCUCGACGGGGGGAGUCAUGGAGGAUGUCACGACGCUGUUGAAAGUUUGCAGGUGACACAGGGUGGAGGACAAGAACCAGGACUUCGAGUUUGCCAGGUUCGAAAACUCCAACCACAUCAGGAGGGAAGUGCAACACACUGUCUUCGUCAAACUCGAGGUGGAGAUGAAUGGCAACGAGCACAACCAGUGACAGUGAAGCUGGCAACAGGAGCAGUUCAACUGAGACAAUGCAAAGAGACAGGAACGUUGCUGACAACGGAGCCAGUGCAAGCCAUCGUACCAGUGAGCAAGAUGUUGCAAACAGGCUACAACAUGAUGUGGACCAAGGACGAGUGCGUGGUGGAAAAUGCGGGGCACCAACGGCUACCAGUCACCAUGGUUCAAGGAUGUCCAACAGUGAACAAGGAGUGUGGCGACAUGCUCAUGGACCUGAUCGAGGUUGAGGAGAAGAAGAAGGCAAGGAUAUCUGCAAUCUUGGGGAAGGAGUUGGAACCCGAGACGGAGUAUGAGAAGAACGUUGCAGAAACACAGAAGAUGUUUCCAGAAGUUCCAGCCUACUUGAUUGAGAACGUAGCCUGUGACGGACAAUGGAAUGCAGAUCGGUUGCCAUGGAACAGAAGGAAGCGAAGAGCAAUCGAGAAGGCGAAGUUCGUAGCACUUCACUUGUACUCAGGCGACGAUGACAAAACUUGGAAGCAACUGGAACGACAAAGCCAUGGCGUAGAGGUGAUCCAGGUGGAGCUCAAGAAGGGUGCAGACAUGCGGAACAACGACCUUACUUAUGGCCUACCUGGAGGAGCUUGCAAGAGCAGGAUGCUCAAACUGGUGAAGUUGACCAAGGACAACAACAGCAGAGCAACGGUGAUGGUUGAACAGCCGCAAGAUCCGCUGGACUACAGGGCCGAUGAUGAGGAGUUGCACAAAGGAUAUGGGUUUCCAACCUUUUUGCAAUGGCCGGAGACGCUACAAAUGGUCGAAGACUACAACCUCACAACGGUCAAGGUGGAUCGGGGAAGCUUGGGGCAUCCUACAACUAAGCCGGCAACUUUGCUCACCGACCUCGACCAGAUCAAGGGGGUCGAUGGAUGGAAGAUGCAAGGACUUCUCAGAGUGGCGAUUCAGAGGUUGUCACAGGAGGAGACCAUGGUGAAGGCCCUGACCCUGAAGGAGCAGAAGGAGAUCAUGGAAAUGGAAGGAAAGGAUCAGGAGUUGAAGGGACCAAGAUAUGGUCUUGUGGCGACGUACACAGUUCCAAUCGACAAACAUGGAGCUCCUCUACCACAAGGACUGGCGGGACCUCACUUGCCACACCAACAAGGACGCGAUGUGGAGGAUGAACGUCGAUGGAGGGACUUCUUGCAGGACAGAAAGUCUCAAAAUGUCAAGAACUUGACGUUUGCAGUGCCUCUCAAGUCAAGACACAACGAUGACUUGCUCCAAGCAGUCGCCCAGAUCUACGUGAAGACCAAGACAAUGGCACUCCCAGUUCAACGAGUUCAUACGGACAGAGCUAAGGAAUUUGUGGGCGAGGGAUUUCAAAAGUGGAUCAAAGACCAUGACUUAUUCCACACGAUGAGCUCAGGAAGUGAACCACAAGGCAACGCCAGAGUCGAAAGGGAGGUCAGAGAGCUGAAACAAAGGAUGAGAACGGUGCUGACAGCUUCAAGGGCACCAACACACUUUUGGCCUCUUGCGCUCCGACAUGUUGGCGAACAGAGACGACGGCGACAGCUACAAGCUUUGGGUGUUACAACACCAGAACUUUUGCCGUUUGGGAUGAAGGCAAUGGCCAAACAGAAGUUGUGGCAAAAGGGAGAUAACACACUGAAGUAUCCCAUGCAGAAAGUCAGAUUGUGGGGACCUGCAGCUGAUAUGGCAACUACGUAUCUUGGCUACUAUGUUCAAAGCGAUGAGACUGGCAAGUUCUUCAGAUCGACAGUGGUCAAGGUCUUUGCAGAUCAGCCCUACAAGCUGGACGUGGUGAUGCACCACGGGGGGAGGAAGAAGGACCUGGAGGCCAACUUCAACUGGAUGACCCUGGAGAUGAAGAAAAUCGCCGACUGGAUGACGAUCAGCAAGGUCCACAACAACCUGAAGAAGCACAACAAGCUCAAGCGGCUGACGAUCUUCAAGCUCGAGAUGAUGAAGUUCAAGAAGGUAUCUUCGACGAUGAGAUCGAAGAACCCCUACAACAAGAACGUCGGAGGAUCGACAUCACCAACACCAAAAGAGGAUUGUCGCUCUAUCCGCGCUUGGAGAUCAACGCGGUGUUGGAAGAGGUUGACGAAGGAAGACAGGAUCUUCAAGAUCGAUGCAACAGGUGCAGAUCAAGUUCGACUUCUUGGGGAUGAAGAACAUCGUCGAGCACAAUGCGAAGAAGCAAUCGAGCGCAUGAUGGUCAACCAGCACGAGGAGCACGCAAGAUGGGUGCGUGAUGUCAUUGUUGGGAUUGAGGAUGAGACAGUAUGUCCACAAGAAGUGGAGUUGGCGUUGAGCCUCAAGGAAGAACUGAACGCUAUGGAAGAGAACCUGGUUCAGUCGGCAAAUAUGAGGAAGUUGGAGGUGGAAGCUGAGCAACAAGUUCUGCAAACACGCCUUGUGGCAAUGGAUGAAGUUUGUCGGAAUCUGGAAGAAUGGAAACCGGUCUUCGCGGAGGAGGUCAACAACCUCAAGAUGAAGGCGGUGGAAGCCAUCAACGAGAACCACAGUUCCAACAACUUCUUCAAGGCCAUGAACUUGGUGAAGCCUGAUGAGACAUGGAUCACCAAGCAAGCACUAUAUGGACUCAUCGAGUCGCUGGGAGAUUGGGGGCAACACCGCGAUGAGCAGCUCCCACACCUACGAUGGCGGCAUGCUGGACAGGAGUUCACCCUCAAGGAGACGAAGGAAAGGCAUGUUUGGGCAGUGCGACGAGUUGGUGCGCCAGCGACUGAGGACAACCACGGUUUCGUGCUUGUGUACGUGGACGACAUGCCACUUUUUGGGGACACUGUGCGGUGA